Lotus japonicus is the source of this 2125-nucleotide messenger RNA. RefSeq names its product CDPK-related kinase 3-like. The record is from RefSeq and is a predicted model, not a curated record. Gene Ontology annotation, molecular function: calcium/calmodulin-dependent protein kinase activity; calcium-dependent protein serine/threonine kinase activity; calmodulin binding. Gene Ontology annotation, cellular component: cytoplasm; nucleus. Gene Ontology annotation, biological process: peptidyl-serine phosphorylation; protein autophosphorylation; intracellular signal transduction. The transcript has 11 exons. Bases 195 to 1919 code for a protein of 574 amino acids. Lineage: Eukaryota; Viridiplantae; Streptophyta; Magnoliopsida; Fabales; Fabaceae.
UACCAGUCACACCUCUCACCCGCCCUUUCCAUUAUAUUUCCUUACAUAACACACAACUUCUCUUCUCUUCACUUUCUCAACGCCUCUGUCUCUUUCUCAUCCUCUCUCUCAAGUUUCCAGCGUCCAAUUCGUACAACGCUGGAUCACUCUCGACCCUCCGAUGCACUGACUUUCACUCCCACCGUCUGAUCACCAUGGGCCAGUGCUACGGCAAAACCAAUCCCUCACCGGAAAAUCACACCACCACCACAACCACCAUAGUUCCCACCUCCACCACCGCCGCCGGGAAUUUCACGCCGGCGCGGUCUUCCUCCGCCGCAAGCCCGUACCCGUACGGUGGUGGUGUGACGCCGUCGCCGGCGAGAGGCACGCCGAGGAGGUUUUUCCUCCGACGGCCGUUUCCGCCGCCUUCGCCGGCGAAGCAUAUCAGGGCGUCGUUGGCGAAGCGGUUGGGACACGCGAAGCAGCCGAAGGAGGGGACGAUACCGGAGGAGGAGGGUGUGGUGGAGGAGGUGCUGGAUAAGAGCUUUGGGUAUAGCAAGAAUAUUGGUGCUAAGUAUGAGCUUGGGAAGGAAGUGGGGAGAGGGCAUUUUGGUCAUACUUGCUAUGCUAAGGGUAAGAAGGGUGACCUCAAAGACCAACCUGUAGCUGUUAAGAUUAUUUCCAAGGCUAAGAUGACCACAGCAACAGCAAUUGAAGACAUUCGCCGAGAGGUGAAGAUAUUAAAAGCUCUAUCUGGCCAUAAGCAUCUCAUCAAAUUUCAUGAUGCUUUUGAGGAUGCCAACAAUGUAUACAUAGUUAUGGAAUUGUGUGAAGGUGGGGAGCUUCUUGACAGAAUUUUAUCAAGGGGAGGAAAGUAUACGGAGGAGGAUGCCAAGGUUAUAGUUUUGCAGAUUCUAAGUGUAGUUGCAUUUUGUCAUCUUCAAGGCGUUGUCCACCGUGACCUGAAGCCUGAGAAUUUCCUCUUCACUUCAAGAAGUGAGGAUGCUGAAAUGAAGCUUAUUGAUUUUGGUCUGUCUGACUUCAUCCGGCCAGACGAACGAAUGAAUGACAUUGUUGGGAGUGCAUAUUAUGUGGCACCUGAGGUCCUUCACAGGUCAUAUAGUCUGGAAGCAGAUAUAUGGAGUAUUGGUGUUAUUAGCUUUAUCUUGUUAUGUGGAAGCCGACCUUUCUGGGCACGGACAGAAUCUGGAAUUUUCCGUGCAGUGCUUAGAGCUGACCUAAACUUUGAUGAUUUACCUUGGCCUUCUGCCUCUGCAGAGGCCAAGGACUUUGUGAAAAGGCUCCUACACAAGGACUACAGGAAAAGAAUGUCUGCUGUCCAAGCUCUAAAUCAUCCUUGGUUGAGGGAUGACAGCCGCCCCAUCCCUUUAGAUAUAUUAGUUUAUAAACUAGUGAAGGCUUAUAUUCAUGCGACACCAUUCAAACGUGCAGCAGUGAAGGCCCUUUCAAAAGCCUUGACAGAGGAUGAAUUGCCCUAUCUUAGGGCACAAUUCAGUUUGUUGGAACCAAAUAGAGAAGGGCACAUCUCCCUUGACAAUUUCAAAAUGGCUCUUGUACGGCAUGCAACUGAUGCCAUGAGGGAGUCAAGGGUUCUUGAUAUCAUACAAACGAUGGAACCACUUGCCUAUAGAAAGUUGGACUUUGAAGAAUUUUGUGCAGCUGCAAUUAGCACUUAUCAAUUGGAGGCACUUGAUAGGUGGGAAGAUAUUGCCUCCACUGCUUUUGAACAUUUUGAGAGAGAGGGCAACCGUCUUAUAUCGGUUGAAGAAUUAGCAAGAGAGUUGAAUCUUGGUCCCCCAGCUUACUCAGUUAUCAAAGAUUGGAUAAGAAAUACUGAUGGAAAGCUUAGUUUACUUGGAUAUACAAAAUUUUUACAUGGUGUGACUCCCCGUAGUUCAAAUACGAGAUACCGUUGAGCCCUUUGACUAUAGUUUCAGGAUGUGGAAAUAUAGAGAUAUAGAGAAUUUUAUGGAAUUUUUUUCUUUAUUUAUUGGUGGGGAAAGAAGAAUGUGUAUAACUGAAUGGCUUAGGAAGUCCAUACAGGGAAUGUUGAGUCAAUUGUAUGUAAAUCCUUGUUCCAAAGUAAUAAUAUGAUGUUUCUAUGGGUUUGUUCCCAUGAUUA